CUUUCCUGUUCAGCCGCCCAAGCCUCCGAUCCGAUUGAAACUCGUUUAGUAGAUUAUAAAUAAAUACCCAGCACAAAACCCAAGCCAUCAUCGUCAAAGCUUCUACAUUCGGCUGCUCCAAGCCUCCCACCCGAUUGAAGAAAAACCAGAGGAAAACACGGGGAAAACAUAGGAAAAAUCAACGGAAAAAAAAGGGAAGACGGAAAAAAUCGAAAGGCUGCUUUAAAAGAUAAUUUAGCCUUGUUCAACAUGUUGGCACUUGGUCAUUAUUUUUGGAUAUUCCGGAGCUGGUUAUUUGCCUAUCUCUGCAUUGUACAACAAACAUGUUAGCACUACAGCACCUGGGCACGUUCAGGAAAGCAGAAGGUUUGACACUUCUGGAAUUCCAUCUUGGCCCGAACUCGAGUGCAAAUGGCUCACGUGCGCUGUGGUCGAGAUGCCCUUCGCCGCCUCGUUGGAGCCCAGACUUCCUCCUCCACUGCCAGCAUCACCAAUCCUAUCCUCUUCGCUGGCCAAGGCCUCAGAUAUCGGAAGCUGGAGGUCAUCCUCACCACGACUAUCGACAAACUGGGGAAAGCCGGGGAGACGGUGAAGGUGGCCCCGGGGUAUUUCCGCAACCACCUAAUGCCCAAGCUGCUCGCCGUCCCAAACAUAGACAAGCAUGCCUUCCUUAUCAGAGAACAGCGCAAGCUUUACCAACGUGAAGAAGCAGAAGCUGUGACAGAAGUUUCAAAGACUGAGGAUGAUGCAGUGCAAGAUCAGCAAAAGGAGGAUAAAAUGAAAGAAUAUCAGACAGCAGCAAAACGUCUUGAUAAUGCUCUUCUGGUUUUGAGAAGGUUCAUCAAGGUUGACAGUGAACUGCGUACACCUGUGACAAAGGAGGAACUUGUGGCUGAGGUGGCAAGACAGCUUUUUGUUAAUAUCCACCCCGAUAAUCUGCACCUACCAUCACCACUCGAAUCGUUGGGGGAGUAUGAGGUGCCCCUCCGCCUACCAAGAGAGAUUCCACGGCCUGAGGGAAGGCUACAGUGGACUCUAAAUGUUAAGAUCAGGAGAAAAUGAACAGCAGGUUAGCUGCUUCCAUAUUGAGAUCGCUUAAAUUGUCCAACAUACAAACCUGCUAAGUAAAUUCACUGUUUAAGUGUAUGAGCAUGCAAUUUGAUUGUUUCAGCUGUAGGGUGAUAUUAUCAACCCGCACGGUUGACUUUCAUCUGCAGGGAAGGUGUGAGUUAGGGUCGUUGGGAACAUCUUUAAAAGAGGGGGAUGAUGUGAUUGGCUUACAAAUAUAUGGCACCAAUAUAACGAAGCUGCAGAAUUUUCUUCAAAAAUGUUGCUGCCGCCAAGGGAUCUGAAGUUUUAUCAAUCAGAUUGUUUGUUUUAUGAUGAGUUGAUCUAAUGAUUUUUGUUUUCUUUUUUGGAAAAGGAAAGAAAAAGAAUGCAAGGAGCUAUCCUUUUUCUCACUUAUUUUUCUGCCAGAAUCAAAUUCCCUCUCCAAAAACUGCGGUCAUACUAUGCUUCAAUGCAUGCAAUAAUUGUUUUACCCAAAUCGAGAUUAAGCUGCUUUUGUACUCAUUGGAUAAUCUAAAAAUUUAUUUCAGGAUGCAUGGAAGAAUUUUAUGAAUAAAUAUUAGUGGUUUUUCAAA
Elaeis guineensis (African oil palm) is the source of this 1643-nucleotide messenger RNA. RefSeq lists its product as uncharacterized. NCBI's taxonomy places the organism in Eukaryota, Viridiplantae, Streptophyta, Magnoliopsida, Arecales, Arecaceae. Gene Ontology annotation, cellular component: ribosome. Gene Ontology annotation, biological process: translation. Gene Ontology annotation, molecular function: structural constituent of ribosome. The record is from RefSeq and is a predicted model, not a curated record.